AUGGAGACUUUUUACCCAAAGAGUGGUGGCUAUGAAGUGGAGAAGUUUGUGGAUACUCCCGAUCAUGAUCUGAUUUGUGUCAUCUGUAAAGCGGUUCUCCGGUGGCCUGUACGACUUACAUGCAAUCAUGUCUUCUGCAAAGAAUGCAUUUUACAGUGGAUGAAACGACAGGUGAGAUGCCCAUGCUGUAGAAAGUCUAUCAACCAGGACCAAAUGCUUGUUUUGUUUAAGCUGAGAAAAUCCAUUGGUCGCUUAUCAAUUAAGUGUCAAAAUCAACAUCAGGGCUGCAGAGCCACAUUCCCACUUUCUGAUGAAUCUCUCCACAUAUCAAACUGUCUGUAUGAGUGGCAGCUCUGCCCACACGAGGGUUGCGGUGAACAGGUGCUGAGGAAAGAUGCCCAGGCUCAUGAUCAAACCUGCAGCCAUUGGCGACAACUGUGUCCCAUGGGCUGCGGCACGCUGCUCUGUCGUGAGAACCAGACCCGACACAACUGCUACAGAGAGCUGCAUCGACGCUAUGUAGAUGAACGGCGGAAACAAAGGGCUGUUGCAACAAACCUGCGCAGGGAGAUGAUUCGCAUGCAGAGCCGCAUGGCUCAAAUGAAAAGGCAGAUAAGUCAGCUGUGUGAAAGCCUACAGGUUGAAGAUCUGGACGUUGAACCGGGGCAGGAAACAAGCACUUGGACCAACAGUGACACCAGCCAUGCCUCCACCAGUCCAAGCAACAGCAGGCAUCAUCACAGUUUAAGAGCUAGACAUACAUAACAGCAUUGAAAUCGCUUGUUUUAUGGAAUACAGUAAUACAUUAAAGUUUUUACUGUAUAUAUACCUGUGCAAGUGUUUAUCUG
This is a messenger RNA of Paramisgurnus dabryanus, 848 nucleotides long. It is a transcript of the gene rnf151, whose product is annotated as ring finger protein 151. Gene Ontology annotation, molecular function: zinc ion binding. The record is from RefSeq and is a predicted model, not a curated record. Lineage: Eukaryota; Metazoa; Chordata; Actinopteri; Cypriniformes; Cobitidae.